Molecule: messenger RNA, 2642 nt
Organism: Thermothelomyces thermophilus ATCC 42464
Lineage: Eukaryota; Fungi; Ascomycota; Sordariomycetes; Sordariales; Chaetomiaceae
Exons: 3
Coding region: 406-1650 (414 amino acids)
Biological process (GO): regulation of vacuole fusion, non-autophagic; protein phosphorylation; vacuolar protein processing
Cellular component (GO): cytoplasm; Golgi apparatus
Molecular function (GO): protein serine/threonine kinase activity; ATP binding
Source: RefSeq, a predicted model, not a curated record
GAUAGCCCCACUCCGACCUGCCGCUCCCGUUGCACGGCACCGCAAUGGUCGCCAAGGUGCAGAGGUCUUGGCCUGCGCAAACAAUCCAAUCCAUCUUACUACAUCCAUGCUUAUAGACAGUAAACUUCCUUCUCUCGGGAAACAAUCAACACACGUCUGCCCGAAGAAACUUUCUUCCGGUUCUAUCUUACCCCCGUUUUCUAUGGGCCAAAUAAAUCGAAACCUGACAAUCAGUUGAAGGGACGAUCGGGACCGGAUCGGGCCCGACGAAGCACAUUUCCGCUCAAAGACAUCAAGCACAACUAGGGAUAUUGACCCUGCCGGCGACUGAUGCGACAACGACCUGUGGCAAGCAUAACCAUCCCCGAUUAAACCUCGAACGUGCCCGUCGCGACACCGCCCGCCAUGGCCCAAGUCCUGUUUGACCUUCUCUCCUCCCUCGGGAGCUGUCUCAACUGCUUCCCCGGCUCGCCGACACUUAAGAUCAACAAUCGCAGCCUAAAGAUCCUGCGCCUGCUGGGCGAGGGCGGUUUCUCCUACGUCUACCUCGUGCAGGACACGUCGACGUCGGAGCUCUUCGCGCUCAAGAAGAUCCGGUGCCCGUUCGGGGCCGAGUCGGUCGCGCAGGCCAUGAAGGAGGUGGACGCGUACAAGCUUUUCGCGCACAGCCCGGGCAUCAUUCACAGCGUCGACUACGCCAUCGCCACCGAGCGCGGCGGCGGCGAGCAGACCAAGACCGUCUACGUCCUCCUGCCCUACUACCGCCGUGGCAACCUGCAGGACAUGAUCAAUGCCAACCUGGUCAACCACACGCGCUUCCCAGAGAAGAAGCUGAUGCUGCUCUUCCUGGGGGUCUGCAGGGCGCUGAGGGAUAUGCAUCUGUACCGCGGGCCUGGCGAGGCCGGCGGCGGCGGCGCCGGUGGGGAGAGGAUGGAGAUGAGGGCGGACGGGGUGGAUGAACAUGCCAGGGCCAAAGGGACGAGGGCAGCGGAUGACGAGGACGAGACGGAGCAGCAGCGGCCGUUGAUGACGGAGGAUGAGAGGAUGCCAGCGGCAACAACGGCCGGGGCGACGAGGAGUUACGCGCAUCGGGAUAUCAAGCCGGCAAACAUUAUGAUCUCGGAUUCGGGCACCGAACCUGUUAUAAUGGACCUCGGCUCCAUCGCCGUCUCGCCGCUCCCCAUCACCAGCCGAUCGCUCGCCAUCGCUACCCAGGACACGGCCGCCGAGCACAGCACCAUGCCGUACCGCGCGCCCGAGCUGUUCGACGUCAAGACGGGCUCCGUCAUUGACACGAAAGUCGACAUCUGGUCGCUCGGCUGUACCCUGUACGCCUGCCUGGUGGGCAAGUCGCCUUUUGAGAUGCGCAGCGACGAGACGGGCGGGUCGCUGAGCAUCUGCGUUCUCUCGGGAGACUGGCGGUUUCCCGAUGAGGGACCCGGAGGGAAGGGCAAGGGCAAGGGCAAAGGCACGGCCGCCGGGCCUUCCAACGGGACGUCCGGGGGGAACGACACGCCCACCAGCGAGCCCAUCCGCGAGGUUGUCCGGAGGUGUCUGAAGGUGGAGCCGAGCGAGAGGCCGGAUAUUGACGAGUUGAUUGAGAUGGUGGAGCGGGUGGUGGAGGAGUUGCCCGAGGACGACUCAACUUGAGGCCAAAGGAUUCUUUUGCUAUCUCUCUUUCUCUCUCUCUGUGUGUGUGUGGCUCUGUCUAUCUGUCGUGUGGGUGUGUGGAUGUGUGUUCGGUUGUGUCUAGGUGGUAUGUGUGUCGCUUGUGUAGGGUUUCAUUAGGGGUUCAUCUGGUUCGGCGUUGGGUGCCAACUCGGUUGGAGUUGGGAUGGCCAAAACAAGCUUCAUCCCGUAUCACGAUCUCUUCUUCUGAUGAUUGCGUGAGUAAGUCGUCCUACCUCGGCGCGGUGACGGACUUGCAUGUUACUUGUCUACGCCAUCUGAGACGAAUAGAUCAACUUUCUCCAGUCUCGAGAGAUAGUGGGCAAGCAUCUCGGUACUCGUCUGAACCCGUGGAAAUCGCACAGGGAACGCGUUUCCAAGGGUGUACUUCUAACUCCACCACGCGGCGCGAUGAAUGGUUUCAUGUCUUCUAUCCAAACAGCAAGAGACCCCGGUCUAGUUUAAGAGGUAUCAGAUCUAAAAGGCUUCCGAAUACCCCCGGUUGCCACAUGCCGAAAAUAUGAUUCGUCUCCCGGGGGAGAAAAGAGCAUCAAUUUGACGCUGUCCCGGCAGCAGCGGCCUCGGCAGCGGCAAUGGCAUCGUCUGCCCUCUGGACGCACUCUUCCAGGACCUUCCAAAAUAGCGGGAUUUCCAGGCUGCGCGGUAUCCUGACGCCCUCUUCGCCCGGGGGGAGCAGCUUGGCCGUGAUCUGGCCCGUCCUGGCUCCGGCGCGGGCGUCUUCGUAGGUGCCCUCGGUCACAACCGACACCUCGUAACGCUCCCGCUGCGCCAGUCCCGGCUCCCCCGCAGGAUCACAGUCAGCGAAGGGGAUCUCGUGCUGGUCCCCGACGCCCGUCAGGACCGCGGCCACAGCGAGCGGGUCGUGCAGCGGCGGGCCCUCGGUGAUACCGAAGACGUCUCUAUCCCUCGCAUGUCAGCCGUCGUUGUGCUCACGCACUCUCCCCAAAAGAACG